CGGAACCUCCUCCCGCGGCAGACGUGGUGGUCAGUGCGCCCUGAGUGAGGGAUUUCGCCCCCGCUUUCAUACCCACUUGGCUCAAAUAACUGUGAUGGCCAUGCAGGAGAAAUACCCAAGUGAGAGAAUCUCCCAGGCCAGUUCACCAGAUUUUUGCAGCUCAAGUGGCAGCCCUUCUUUCCAGCCCAUCAAAAACCACGUAACCAUUCCAACAGCCCAUGUGAUGCCUUCUACUUUGGGGACCUCUCCUGCCAAGCCAAAUUCUAUGCCUGCUGGACCCUCUUGCUCCAAACUUCCUUUGUCAGGGUCGGCUGAAAGUGUGGGGAUGACAAGAAAUGGAGACCUCAGUGCAAUGAAACGUUCUCCAGGUCUGUCUAGAGAUCUAAUGUAUCUCUGUGGUGCUGCUGGAGAAAAUGCAAUUGAGCAGUCCUGGUUUCCAGCAGUGGGCCAUGAAAGAGAGAAAGAGGUGAGGAAGUUUGAUAUUCCCAGCAUGGAGUCUACCCUCAAUCAGUCGACGAUAAUGGAGACACUUUAUUCAGAUCCCCACUACCGAGUCCACUUCCACAAUCCAAGAACUGACACAAACAAGGAGUUGUACAAAGUGUUGCCGGAGGCCAAGAAGGCACCAGGCAGCGGGGCAGUUUGUGAGCGGAAUGGACCACACCCUAGCAGCAGUGGGGUGCUUCCUUUGGGACUCCAGCCUGCUCCUGGCCUCUCCAAACCUCUACCCUCUCAGGUAUGGCUGCCGAAUCCUGACCCUUGGCAUCCCCGUGAGCGAUCCUGUGAACUUAGCACUUGUCGGCAGCAGCUGGAGUUGAUCCGUUUACAAAUGGAGCAAAUGCAGCUUCAGAAUGGAGCCAUUUGCCACCAUCCCACUUCUUUUGCUCCUUCGCUGCCCACCUUGGAGCCAGCACAGUGGAUCAGCAUCUUGAACAGUAAUGAACACCUCCUGAAGGAAAAGGAGCUCCUCAUUGACAAACAGAGGAAGCACAUCUCGCAGCUGGAGCAGAAAGUGCGAGAGAGUGAACUACAAGUCCACAGUGCCCUUUUGGGCCGCCCUGCCCCCCUUGGGGAUGUCUGCUUGCUGAGGCUGCAGGAAUUGCAGCGAGAGAACACUUUCUUACGUGCACAGUUUGCACAGAAGACAGAAGCCUUAAGCAAAGAAAAGAUCGAGCUUGAAAAGAAACUCUGUGCUUCAGAAGUUGAAGUCCAGCUCAUCAGAGAGUCACUCAAAGCGGCACUGCAGAAGCAUUCCGAGGAGGGGAAGAAACAGGAAGAAAGGGUCAAAGGUCGUGAUAAACACAUCAAUAAUCUGAAAAAGAAAUGUCAGAAGGAAUCGGAGCAGAACCGGGAGAAGCAGCAACGUAUUGAAACUUUGGAGCGCUACCUGGCUGACCUGCCCACCCUGGAAGACCAUCAGAAGCAGAGCCAGCAGCUUAAGGAUUCUGAGUCGAGGAGUGCAGAGCUGCAGGAGAGAGUAACUGAGCUGGAGAAUUUGCUGGAGGAGACCCAGGUAGCCUGCAGGGAAAAGGAGGCUCAACUGGAAAGCCUGAGACAGAGAGAAGCCACUAGACAAAGCCUGCAAGAUAAGCAGUGUGUGAAGAAGGCUGGUGGAGAAUGUCCAGUCCAACAGGGAGAAGGUCCGACUGUAGAAAUGGAGUCCUGGCAGAAGGAAUGUGAUUCUCUCCGAAAGGUUGUAGAGAAGCAGCAGCAGAAGAUGGAUCAGUUGCAUUCACAAGUACAGACAGCUGUGAAGGAGCUUUCAGUGCAAAACCAGGACCUGAUUGAGAAGAAUCUGACGCUCCAGGAACACCUGCGUCAGGCCCAGCCAGCGUCCCCACCUUCACCAGACAUGGCCCAUCUGGCACUUGAGCUGCACCAGGAGUUGGCCAGCUGCUUUCAAGAUCUGCAGGCUGUCUGCAGCAUCGUGACCCAGAGGGUCCAAGGCCAUGAUCCCAAUCUCUCUCUGCUCCUGGGCAUUCACUCUGCACAGCACCCAGGGACCCAGCUUGACUUACAGAAGCCGGAUGUGAUCAGGAAGAAGCUAGAGGAGGUUCAGCAGCUGCGCUGUGACAUCGAGGACUUAAGGACCACCAUGUCAGACAGAUAUGCCCAGGACAUGGGAGAAAACUGUGUCACACAGUGA
Molecule: messenger RNA, 2146 nt
Organism: Trichechus manatus latirostris (Florida manatee)
Lineage: Eukaryota; Metazoa; Chordata; Mammalia; Sirenia; Trichechidae
Gene: CEP85
Product: centrosomal protein 85
Exons: 13
Coding region: 95-2146 (683 amino acids)
Cellular component (GO): centrosome
Source: RefSeq, a predicted model, not a curated record